Messenger RNA from Poecile atricapillus (Black-capped chickadee), 1584 nucleotides. It is a transcript of the gene PGBD5, whose product is annotated as piggyBac transposable element derived 5. The record is from RefSeq and is a predicted model, not a curated record. The transcript is spliced from 8 exons. Gene Ontology annotation, biological process: non-replicative DNA transposition. The coding region runs from base 1 to 1584 and encodes 527 amino acids. NCBI's taxonomy places the organism in Eukaryota, Metazoa, Chordata, Aves, Passeriformes, Paridae. Gene Ontology annotation, cellular component: nucleus. Gene Ontology annotation, molecular function: transposase activity.
AUGGCGGAGGGCGGCGGCGGGCCGGCGCGCAGGAAGGCGCUAUCGCUGCUGGAGGCGGCCCGAUCCCGCUACGAGAGCCUGCAGAUCUCCGACGAUGUCUUCGGGGAGUCGGGCCAGGACAGCAGCGGGAACCCCUUCUACAGCACCUCGGCCGACUCCCGCUCCGCCGCCUCUUCCCAGGACGAGGACGACGACGAGGAAGACCAGGGGCGCCCGGGGGUGCCGAGCCCGCGGGGCAGGGCGGCCCGGCGCCAGGAGGAGGAGGAGGAGGAAGCGGAGAAGGGGGGCUGGACCCGGUCGCUGCGAGACGUCCCACCCCCUCAUUUCAAGGAUGGCAGCGGUCCAACACGGAAAAUGCCCCUGACUGCCAGUGCCAUGGACUUUUUUCAGCUCUUUGUCCCUGACAAUGUACUAAAGAAUAUGGUGGUCCAAACCAACAUGUAUGCCAAGAAAUACCAGGAGAGGUUUGGUAGUGACGAUGCCUGGAUUGAUGUCACCUUGACAGAAAUGAAGGCCUUCUUAGGCUACAUGAUAUCAACCAGCAUCCACCACUGUGAGUCUGUUCUCAGCAUCUGGAGCAGCGGCUUCUACAGCAACAAGAGCAUUGCACUUAUCAUGACACAAUCGAGGUUUGAGAAGAUUCUGAAGUACUUCCACAUUGUGGCCUUCCGCUCGAGCCAGACAACGCAUAGCCUCUACAAAAUCCAGCCUUUUCUGGACUCUCUGCAGAAUGGCUUUGACUCUGCUUUCAGACCUUCACAAGCCCAGGUACUACAUGAGCCCCUGAUAGAUGAGGAUCCUGUUUUCAUUGCUACCUGUACAGAGAGGGAGCUGCGCAAGAGGAAAAAGAGGAAAUUCAGUCUUUGGGUUCGGCAGUGCUCAUCCACUGGUUUCAUCUGCCAGAUUUACGUCCAUCUCAAAGAAGGGAGUGGUGCUGAUGGGUUGGAUGCUUUGAAGAACAAACCACAGCUUCACAGUAUGGUGGCCAAAAGUCUUUGUCAAAAUGCUUCUGGGAAGAAUUACAUCAUCUUUACAGGCCCAAGCAUUACCAGCCUGAACCUCUUUGAAGAAUUUGAGAAGCAAGGUAUUUACUGCUGUGGGUUGCUGAGCACCAGGAAGAGCGACUGCACAGGCCUACCUCCAUCCAUGCUGAACAAUUCUGCAACUCCACAGUCCAGAGGACAGUACAGAAUAAGAAUGAAGGGAAACAUGUCAUUGAUUUGCUGGUACAAUAAAGGGCACUUUCGUUUUCUGACCAACGCCUAUUCUCCAGUUCAACAAGGAGUUAUAAUUAAGAGAAAAAGUGGAGAAAUUCCAUGCCCACUGGCAGUUGAAGCCUUUGCUGCUCACCUUAGCUAUAUCUGCAAAUAUGAUGAUAAAUACAGCAAGUAUUUCAUUUCUCACAAACCAAACAAGACCUGGCAACAAGUGUUCUGGUUUGCCAUCAGCAUCGCUAUAAAUAAUGCCUACAUCCUCUACAAAAUGUCAGAGGCCUACCAUGUGACAAGGUACAGCCGCGCACAGUUUGGUGAAAGACUUGUAAAGGAGCUUCUGGGCUUGGAGGACACCUCACCCACCCAUUGA